Messenger RNA from Syngnathoides biaculeatus (alligator pipefish), 3928 nucleotides. RefSeq names its product isthmin 2b (gene ism2b). Bases 454 to 1860 code for a protein of 468 amino acids. The transcript has 6 exons. The record is from RefSeq and is a predicted model, not a curated record. NCBI's taxonomy places the organism in Eukaryota, Metazoa, Chordata, Actinopteri, Syngnathiformes, Syngnathidae.
UCGGCCGAUCCGAGCCAGCGGAUGAACUUUCUUCAAACUAUUUAAUGGCUUCACGCUUGAGACGCUUCGCGGCGGCGGCGGCGGCGUUGCUAGCUGCAAAGCGUGAGCUCCAGAUGUCCGUGCAUCGGAAGGAAACACGCACCCACCCGCGACGGAGUGACUCACGCGCUCAAGUAGUCGAAUAAGCGGUCGCCGGUGCGGACGGGGAGAUUUGCCGUUAUCGGGCUCCCUUUUUCGUGCGCCUACUUAAAGCCGAAGCCGGCAAGGGAGGCGUCGAGCUCGCAGCCGCUGGCUGACACAUAUGGAGAGCACGCGUGCGCAUCUUCGUCAAGUGCUCGCCUCCGACGCCGUUUAGCUUCAAAGGUGGCCACGAGUGCGGAGCGGAGAGGGGGGGCCCCGAAUACUUAACUUGAGUUUGGGACGUUUUCAACGACAACCUUGCCCGCGAAGAAGAUGCGUCAGGAGGUCGUGAGGAGGCUUCACAUGUCGCCUGUCAUGUUCACCGUGCUGCUGCUGAGCUUGGCCUCGGCCUUCCCGAGCAGACACAGAAAUGCUGCUCACAAGGGUGACGGCCACCCAGUUCAAAGCGGAGGGAUCCAGUACGACCCGGAUGCCUUAAACAAGCAGAACCAGGUCCAGAGUGUGCCUCAGCCUCACGGCCAUCAGAAAAAGUGGCCCCACCCUCAACACCGCUCAGUUGGACUGCUUCCUCAGCCAGAACCUGAGGAGGAGACCAAGCCCUUCAUCCUGGAUUUAAAGAACUACCCAGACUUGGCAAAUGCUGAUCUGAAUUCUCAGAACCCCAACAUACAGGUGACCAUUGAGGUGGUGGACGACCCUCAGAUGGAGGUGGAGAUGGACCUGGCCAAGGACAGCGACUGGAUACCGUCGUCUUCCUCCUCUCCCUCUUCGUCAGUAGACUGGGUUGGGGGGAAGAAGCUUUUCUGGCCGCUUUUCUGGAGUUACACCGACUCCAGCGAGGACAGCAACAGCCGCUCAACCAUGGAAGAAACCAGCGAGGAAGAGGAGGACGAGUAUUCGCUCUAUGGCAGCGAGGAGCCCUCACUCAGCGGAGUGGGUGGGGAUUGGGGUAAUUACUGGAACGAAGGCUGGGAUCCAGUGCAGACCUACUAUGAGAAGGAGGCUGAUGAGUGGACUCCGUGGUCUCCUUGUUCGGUCACAUGUGGACCUGGAGAGAGGAAGAGGACAAAGUCAUGUGGCUACUCGUGUACUCUGACAGAAGCCUCGAAGUGUGACCUGGAGCCUUGUCCUGGUGAAGUCAACACUGUGGUCGAGCCUUUUCCUUUUGACAUGGAAAAUGGCACCGAGCCAUUUGGAACAGAUGUGGACAGCUGCGAAAAGUGGCUGAACUGCAAGAGCGACUUUCUCCAGCGGUACCUCCGCCAGGUGUUCUUGGAGCUGCCCAGCUGCCCUUGCUCCUUCCCCUCCGCGGUGGCGUACACGGUGGUCAGCGUCUACGACGACUCUCACGGGCAGACGUUCCGAUGGCGCGACGCCAGCGGCCCCAAGGAGCGCCUCGACAUCUACAAGGCGUCGGCCCGCGGCUGCAUCCGCUCGGCGCUCUCCGGCGACUCGUCCACGCUGGCGGCACAACACUGUUGCUACGACGACCGCGGCCGGCUCAUCACGAGGGGGAAAGGCGCCGGCAUGCCCAACUUGAUCAGCACCGAGUUCUCGCCGGAGCUGCACUUCAAAGUGGACGUGCUGCCCUGGAUCCUGUGCAAGGGUGACUGGAGCCGCUUCCACGCCGUCCGACCGCCCAACAACGGCCUGAAGUGCGCAGAGAACCCCCACGAAGAUGUGUUCAUGAAUGAACUGGAGGAGGCCAGGGAGUACUGAUGGAACGCAGCCAAAAUGACGGCCUACCUUUAAAAGUCAUGUACAAUUUGUCUCAAGCAUGCGGCGGCCAUUUAUCACGCAUUACCAAGAGAAAACCUUCCCCGAUCUCCUCACGGGAGGCUCCAGAGAAGGAAGUCAACAAUACAAAAUUGGAGCGCCUUGUAUUCGGUUUUGCACCUGCUAGUGUCUUUAAUGGUGUUUUCAAAAGCACAAGAAGAACCUGAUUGUGCUCCGUUUAGUUUUGGCACGAGGGAAUGGAGACGUACAGGCUGGUUAUACUCGCAGUGACGCUGCUACACAAUUAAAUGAAAUAUACAGUAUAUUAGGUGUACAGGAAAGGGCUCUAUUAUCGUAGACAGCCGAGGAAAACAAUGACAGACAUAAUCCAUACAUAAAUAUGGCAACAGCAGUCAUGAAACCCUCUGAGACAUACAAAUCAGGAUAUUUAACAUAUUAUCAUGAGCUUCAUUAUAUUUUUUCAAUCAUCUCACAGACCUAGGAGGCACGAAAUUGAUUUGGGUGGAGUUUAAACAUAACACUGGGGAACAAUUAGAAGAUAAAAUCUGUUGAGUUAGUUCUUUAAUGCUGGUUACAACUAAAAUUUACACGCUGUUUACCAAGAUGGGAGUCCAUUAUUUUCCACAGCCUUCCCUCCGGAUAAGCAAAAUUCCACUGGGUUGCCAGCUAAAUUACAAUUGGAAUCCUCUACAGCUACGUGGCAACUUGUUUCUUGCAGUCACAAUUGAGCACCCAGUAGCUCAGUACUAUCAAUAUCUGCAAAUGGAUCACUAGCAUAGUAGGAGUCAAAAGGAUUUGUGCCAUAUACUUAGUAAAACAUCCAUCCAUCCAUUUUCUUUGCCACUUAUUCUCACGAGGGUCGCGGGGAGUGCUGGAGCCUAUCUCAACUGUCAACGGGCAGGAGGCGGGGUACACCCUGAACUGGUUGCCAGCCAAUCGCAGGGCACAUCGAGACAAACAACUGCACUCACAAGCACACCUAGGGGCAAUUUAGAGUGACCAAUUAAUGCUGCAUGUUUUUGGGAUGUCGGAGGAAACCGGAGUGCCCGGAGAAAAACCCACGCAGGCAAGGGGAGAACACGCAAACUCCACACAGGCAGGCCGGGAUUGAACCUGGGUCCUCAGAACUGUGAGGCCAACGCUUUACCAGCUGAGCCGCUGUGCCGUCUUAGUAAAACAUAAUAGUGAUCAAUAAACAAUGCAGUCAGAGAAAAAGCUGAUGUGGGUGCCAAAUUGUUGAAAAGCUGUGUUUGGUUAUUGUGUACCUCCAAUCUCUUUCGUCUCUAUGUUGAAAAGAAGCAUCUAUGCUUCCAUGGUCUUUGUGUCUCUGCCAUGUUCUCAGGGGGACUCCAAAAGUAGCUGCCAUGAAAAAAAAAAAAUGUCGUCCAUUAAACCUCAACAAUUGGAUCUGGUAAUGUACGAAGCGGGUGGUAUCAGGUGUGGGUCAUCCAGAUCGGAAGUCAUUUUUUGAAAAAUGGUGCUUUUUGUUUGGAUAUGUGCUCGAUUGUGAUCAGACAGAAAGGGUAUUCCCGUUCCUACACACAUAUAACUACACGCAUAUAUUUACACACACAUACAGACUCUCAAUAGUUCACCGAAAUAUUGUUGAAUGGUCCUUUCUAUCUGAUCAUACUUCUAUGGAUGCUGGCUCCAAAUCCUCUUUUUUUCUUCUUCAGGAACUGAACUGAUUUGAAUGGAAGGCACUUUAUUUGAGCUCUAUGUACUGUAUAUAGAAAUACAAAAGAUUUAUUGAUUGACAGAUGAUGUGUCGGUGGCCCAGUCAAGUGUUAAUAUGGACAAAAGCAUGAUCUUUUUUUUUUUAAUCUAGUUUGACAUCUACGGUGUUGUACAGUAUUUAUUUUUCUGAUUGCUCUCUCUUUUUUUUAAGCUUUCAAACACGGUGCACUGGUCGGACUGAGAAAAGAAAGCACCGCAUUUAAAUUAAAUGAAAAAGGGAAUAACUUGCAUUGCUUCAUCCAGCUGCAUCGUGCGUGCGUGCGUGUGUGUUUGUGUUGUUGUUGUUGUUCUGCAAUGCUCUUUGCUGUUGCAA